AAAUAAGUCAACAAGAAAUCAAAGAAAAGGAAAGCGAGCGUUGGCAACUCCUUCUCACCUGGAAUUCCCGGGUCGAUGGCACGUAUAUAUAGAGGGAACUCGGCUGCAUGUCUAGAUAAGAAGCCUCACACCGGCAAAGGAAGUUUUCCAGGAUGGCUCGUAACAUGGCAGUGACCUCCCUCCUCGUGGCUCUGUGCCUCGUUGUCGCCGUCACGGGACAUGGUUUCGGUGGUGGUGGCUUCCAUCGCCCAAUUGGCUUUGGAGGUGUCCAUGGAGGUGGCCUUGGAGGAGGCAUUGGAGGUGGCAUUGGAGGAGCAUUGGAGAUUGGAGGUGGCCUAGGACUCGGAGGAUCUGGCUUCCACGGUGGUGGAUCCUUCAACCCCGCUCACUUCCCUGGACUUUUGCCCGGCUUCGGCUUCUACAACACCCAACCCGCGUUCGGAUUCAACAAGUGCAAGUACUGGUGCAAGAGUUCGUUCACCCGACAGUAUUACUGCUGCCAACAGUCUUACUAUGGAUAAACUCACAGUUCAGUUUGUACCGACUUUACUGUGGACGAACUGGAUUGACUUUUGUUGACAAAAUUGUUUGAUGUUUCUCAAAUAAAGUACAUAUAAUCAGU
Penaeus vannamei (Pacific white shrimp) is the source of this 622-nucleotide messenger RNA. Its product is annotated as protein spalt-accessory. NCBI's taxonomy places the organism in Eukaryota, Metazoa, Arthropoda, Malacostraca, Decapoda, Penaeidae. The record is from RefSeq and is a predicted model, not a curated record.